This is a messenger RNA of Protopolystoma xenopodis, 291 nucleotides long. Lineage: Eukaryota; Metazoa; Platyhelminthes; Monogenea; Polystomatidea; Polystomatidae. The record is from the annotation of a GenBank genome assembly.
AUGGACCUCAGCCGCCAGCUACCACCCACCGAAUUCAUUUCUGAUAGUGGCUCAAAGUCAUCGCCUCAAGAAUCUCGCGAAAUUUGUAUAGAUAAUGCUUUGGAUGCUUAUUUUGUGUUCAAACAACUAGGGACUAUUCGACACCUUCUUCUCGAUCCAGCCAUCGACCAAAACGCUGAUGUGAACAAGGGAGACUCGGGCCAAGCUGAUCAACUCCACACGGAAGAGCCAGAUUCAGUUGCAUGGUCGAGCAAAAUGACACAACUUUUUUGGCCAAAUUGCGAAAUAUAA